Messenger RNA from Amyelois transitella, 1011 nucleotides. RefSeq lists its product as uncharacterized. The transcript has 3 exons. Bases 1 to 1011 code for a protein of 336 amino acids. The record is from RefSeq and is a predicted model, not a curated record. NCBI's taxonomy places the organism in Eukaryota, Metazoa, Arthropoda, Insecta, Lepidoptera, Pyralidae.
AUGGCUCCAAAAACAAUUGUAUCAGUCGCCAUUGUUAUAACUUUGUGUCAAUUGACUCUUGGUCAAGUAAUACCAGCCUACAUCGGAGGUAACUCGGUCGUAGAAAACAAUGUAGUGGUCAACUCGGCCAGCGGUGGCUUGACCAGUGGUCUCGGCUUGACCGGAAUUAACAACCUGAAUAGCGGCAUUGGCGUCAUAAACAGUGGACUUGGCGUCGCCAACGGUGGUCUAGCUGUUGAGUUUGGCGGACCUGGCUAUAUCAACUUGGCGUCGAUUUCUGGUGGCGGAGUUUUGCCUAACACCUUAGCCCAAGUCCCAGGGCCAGGAUUUGGAAAUGGUUUCGGUAACUUAGGACUCAACAAUAUAGCGGAGAAUAGCAUCUCUUCGGCCAAUUUGGCAGGAAACAUCCUUGGCAAUAACUUACUUGGCAACAACUUGGCAAGCAACAGCUUAAUUAACAACAACAACUUAAUUGGCAACAACUUGGCCGCAGCCGGUUUGGCUAACAACAACUUAGUAGCGAACAACUUAAAUGCAAACAACAUAAACAAUUUUGCGAACGCCGAAGCUUUAAGUAGCUUAGCUGCCAACACCUUGGCGGUAAACAACUUUGGUGGCAACAAUCUUGGCAAUAAUUUACUGGCAAAUAAUUUGGCAAAUAACAAUUUAGCUGCCAAUAGUUUAGGAGGUAAUUUCGGCAAUUUAGCUAGCAAUAAUUUCGGUCUAAACAAUUUGGCAGGUUUGUCAAAUAAUAAUUUAAUAAACAAUGUAAAUGCCAAUAAUUACUUAGGGAAUCUGGGUAAUUUGAAUAUAGGUAAUUUGGCGACUGGAUCUGUGGCAGGCUACGGCGCUACUCAGUUAGGGGAGUUUGCCAUUUCUGGCGAGUUGCCCGUUUCUGGCAAGACUGGCAUUACUGGGGACAUGCCAGUGAUUGGCUACGUCACUUUUGAAGGGUACGUGCCAGCCGGUGGCAUAGUCAGUGUUGCCAAUUGUGAUUGUAUGAGUAGAUAA